Sabethes cyaneus is the source of this 5746-nucleotide messenger RNA. Its product is annotated as tetratricopeptide repeat protein 37. Lineage: Eukaryota; Metazoa; Arthropoda; Insecta; Diptera; Culicidae. Bases 37 to 3789 code for a protein of 1250 amino acids. The transcript is spliced from 9 exons. Gene Ontology annotation, molecular function: protein binding. Gene Ontology annotation, cellular component: Ski complex. The record is from RefSeq and is a predicted model, not a curated record.
UCAUAAACAAAAUUUUCAAAGUUGUAAUUUCAAGCGAUGUCUUCAAAAGAUACAAAAGGUCUACUGAAAGAAGCUCGGGAAGCCGUUAGGAAUAAAAAGUUUUCAGAUGCUAUAAAAUUAUGCAGCAAAAUUCUUAAAGAAGAUAAUAAUCACUAUAUGGCUCUACUUCUGAUGGGAGCUUGUUAUCAGGAUACAGACAAGGGGCAAGCGACAGCUUUUUUGAAACGAGCUUUGGCGUGUAGCCAUGAUCCUACUGUUCCCCUACAAGGAUUGGCCAAUUGCGUCGAAAAACAGGAGCUGCCAGCUAUAUACCAGCAACUGCUUUCACUCACACCAGAUAAAUAUCUUGAGCUACACGCUAAACUUCUUAAGAUUGCAUGUGACGGAGAACAAAUCGACUCAAUUGUUAAAAUUUUUGCAAAUGAGGCUGAAUUAAAGUCAUGUGAUGAACGGGUUCAAUCUGCAUAUAAAUGCCUGGCAACGAUUUUUAAAGAUGAAAAAUUUGAACAAAUAUAUGGAAAACUUGUGGAACAAACACUCGAAUACGAAAUAAAAAAUCAUGAUGAUCCAUUUUUAAAUCAAAAGUUUAAACGAUAUCUAAAACUACUAUUUCAUAUGAAGAUGUAUGAAAAACUCGUCGAAAAAGCAUCAGAUAUGCACAACAUAUUUAGAAACGAUAUCACUCCUUUAGAAUGGAUUUGCCAUAUAUAUGUAGAGCGUUACUUAGAAAAAAGCAAACUUUCAGUUUUGCUGCCGAAACCAUUGGAAACAUAUUUCAGAAUGGCAGUAGAAAUGAAUCAUUCCUCGGCGUUUGCACUUGCAGCUAUGGGUAUUUUCCACUAUAAUGAAGGUGAAAUCCAAAAAGCCAUUGAAUUACUACGUAAUGCAGAAUCUGCUCGACCAAACUGGCCAUCUUGCCUUAAGGUUCUUGCGGAAAUAUUUUUCCAACAAAAGUCUUAUGGGCUUGCCGAAAGCAUUUAUCGUCGAUUGAAACUGGUUAAUUUAAAUUUGUUUAUUGCGCUCAUAGAAGAUGGCAGUGUUGAGAAGCUUAAAGAGGCUUUGACUUACUGGACUGACAAAUUCCAUGAAGAAGCUAAUCCUACCGUAGCAUUCUAUAGCACCAAAUUACAAUUACUUCUAGAGAAUAAUUACAAUAUCGAUGAAGAGUUAGAAAGAUUGAAUCAGCAAGGAGUUUCUGAUAGUCAAUUGAUAUAUUUACAAGCGUUACAAUAUAAAAAGAAAAAUAAUAUAUUAAAAGCAAUAGAACUGCUUAAGGAACACGACGAUAACUUUGACUGCCUCUUAGAACUCUCUAUAUUAUACUUUGAAACCCAAAAUAUGGAACAAAGUUUUAUGUGUGCAUUGAAAGCUACAAAACUUCAACCAUCUUCGGCUAACUGUUUUCAUCAACUAGGAAAAAUUUAUUUGCACAAUUCCGAUAUGGCUAGGGCAAGAAAAUGUUUGGAAAAAUGUAUUUCACUAAACCCAUCUCAUAAGGAAGCAAUCAUACUGCUUAGCACGCUAUACCGCAAUCUGUCUGAUUGGGACUCUAAUUCAAAAUUAUUGAAUAAUUCUAUAAACCUUGCUAACGGACCUGGUUCGACAUGGGCGCAUCUUCAGUUGGCCUUGCAUUAUCUAGGGCAGCAGCAAUAUGACGAAGCCAUUGCAGCUUUCCGCAGUGUUAUUAGAUAUGACGUAAAUAACAUUGCCAGUUGGGAGGGUUUGGCCGACGCAUACAUGGGUAGAGGAUCCUUCAACUCUGCCAUGAGGGUGUUUGAAAAGACGGCUGAACUUAGUCCAGAUAAUCUCUAUCCGUUAUUGCAACUAGCAAACAUAAAAAAUAUCCUGAAGCAAAAUAACGAGGCAUUGGAGUUGUUUGGCAAACUAUUGAAAAACAAUAACGAUUAUUUUCCCGCAGUAAAAGGAAUUGCUGAAUCGCAUGUUGGUCUGUGCUAUUCUUACCUUGAUCAACGAUUAAUUGGGAAAAGUCACGAACAUGCACAGCACGCUGUUUGUUAUUUCACAAGAGCCAUAAAAAUGAAAUCGAAAUUCACCUGCCUUUGGAAACAACUGGGUGACGUUUUAGACACAGUCGCGAGUUUUCCAAAAUCCAAAUCAAAGUUGCUAGUGGAGGCGGCUUUAGCCGGAAUGUCAGUAGUUCAACAAAGCCUUGUAAUGGUAGAAGGAACAAAACUAUCUGAACUCGCUGGUCGUUGUUUUUGUCGAGCUGUACAGUUACGUCCCGAUGACAGUUUACUCUGGUAUGAAUUGGCUGCAAAUUUCUAUAGGCGAGGAUUGCGGUUUAGCACAGAUAGUGAAGAUUGUUUCAACAAACUUUCAUCGGCAAUAGCAGCUGCGAAGCAGGCGAUAAAGCUAGAGCCCAAUCGUUGGCAAAAUUGGAAUCUAUUGGGCGUAAUAAAUGCAACCAAGCAGAUUAAUAAUUUAGCUCUGGCCCAGCAUUGUUUUAUUGAAGCAAUUUCAUUGGACAAAAAAACUGCAUCGGUGGGGUGGUCGAAUCUUGGUAUCCUAUAUUUGUUACAAGGAUCCACCAGUUUAGCAAAUAAAGCCUUUGGAAGAGCUCAACAAAUAGAUACAACAUAUAUAAAUGCUUGGAUAGGCCAAGCAAUAAUUGCCGAACAGAUGGGACAGGUUGACGAAGCAAUAGACCUGUUUAGACAUUGUAGUCAAUUGGGAUAUCAUCCAGAAUCAUCACUGGGGUAUGCUCAUUGGGUUUGCUCUGUAAUGCAAGACGCCGACUAUCGAAAAAAAAAAAGGUAUCUUUUUGCUAUUGAAAACUUGCACGCCCUGCCGGUUUCGCAUGAUGCUAUCACAUGGCAUUGCGCCGACAAAGAAGAUGAAGCUUCAGGAGAAGCCUUACGAUUUCUGGGAUAUAUUAGCUACAAACUUGCGUUGUGGAGAACCGCAGCAGAGGCAUACCAGAAAGCGUUGACUAAAACUAAUGGAAUUAACAAAGACAAGACUUUGUGUGAUCUUGGGUAUUGUUUAUUAAAACAAGAAAAAUAUCACGAUGCUGUAGAAUGUUUCCAGCAAUUGGGAGAGGCAACAUAUGAAGCCGCUGUUGGUAAAGCUUUAGCUUAUUUUAAAUCCGGUCAAUAUGAGGAGUCGUAUUCUGAGUAUGAAAGCACGCUAAACUGGUUAGCCAAUUCGGAUUUAGAAAAGGCUUAUGUGCUAAUAGCAAUGUCUGCAAUGGUAUACGCCUUUCAAGGAGAAUCUGAUGCAAAAACAAUUCUAUUUCAAUGUAUCACUUUGCCGGAACCGCCUAUACAUGCUUUUUUCUCGGCUUGUGCGUUAGGAUUAUUACAUAAAGAUAAUGUACUCACCGAGUUAGUUAUUAAAGAACUACGAAAAUACGAAGACGAUCCUAGGUAUGGGCAUCACGUAGUAUAUCUUGUGUCACAAUUUUACUGGGCCAAUAUGCGUAAAUCUUUCUCGCUUGCCUACCUGAUUUCUCAAGUACAUAAAUUCCCAGACCGACCAAAGCUUCGACAGAUUUUGGCAAUAUCGUUGCUAAAGAACCACAGAACUCCAAAAAAGAAUUUAUUUCUUGCGAGUAACAUCGCUGAAAGUGCUUUAAUAUUGGAUUUACACGACAAACACCGUAGUACGCAAAGCAACGAUGCAGCGAAAUGGUUGGCGGUAGCAAGCGAAGCAGUAAGGCCUGUCGAUGCCAAACGACGUAGGAUACUCGCUCAAAAGGCGGUACAUGUAGAUCCUUCUUGUAAGGAGGCUUGGAGCUCUUUGAUUAGAAUUCUGCAAUCAAAACCCUAAUAAAUUUAGCGCAUGUAAAAAGUUUUACACAGACUUCGCAGCCGGCUGUUAGAGUACAGGAAAAUUACGGGGCCAGUGCAACAAUCCUACUGACACUAACUAGCAAGCACCGCCUAGCCGAGAUUCGAACAUACGACGACUGGCUUGUUAGACCAGCAUCGUACCUCGAAGCUAGGCUGGGCAACCCUGUUUGUUGUGGACGGCUUUAUCUCCAAAUGGGCGAUUUGCAUAUUUCACUGCUGACUGAAGUUUUUGGAGCGUCUUAGUAGAAUACAGAACCUGGCAUUCAAUAAAAAGAAAACUAAUACAAUUCUGACUCAUCGCUUGUUCAAACACCAUUUAAGUGCUUUCUUUUUGCAGUUUGGAUCGCCUUAAGCCAUCUCGUAAACAGCAAUUGCUCUUGCUGUUUGCGAGUUGGUCUAAGGCGAUCCAGUGUCCAAGAUAUUUCUAAAACAGACACUGAGGAAGCCUGCAAGUCGUAGGCGAAAUACGUAUCUGGCAAGAAUAAAUAAACAUAGUAGAAAUGAAUUGGAUUAGUUUUCUUUUUAUUUAAUUCCAGAUAUUUUACUAUUUAUGUCUAUAGAUUAACUUUAUGAACACUUAGCUUAUUUAUAUACUAUUAGAUGAAGAUAAGAUCGAAAAUGCAGUAUGCGUUAAUCCUACUAAAAAUUUCAGCGUUAACUCGCUCUGUCUCAUGGUAGCAUAGGUGAUCCAUGAUUUAUUAUACAAAAACCAGCAGAUGAAAUGUUUAAAACAUUUGAAUAUAAAUAUUUCUAAUUCAAAACAUAGUGGAAACAUUGUUCUAAAAGUAUAGUAUAGUAAAGUAUAGUUCUGCUUAAAGAAUUCCUCCAUAAUUACAUUUGUAGAUGACUAAAAACUGCAAACCAAUUGUACAGCUUUGGGACAGAGAGUGUUAAGGGGAAACCGAAAGUGGCUCAAAGAUGGCUGGGUAAAUGGCUACCAUUCGAAGCAUGUAUUGUUUUGCACCUUAAAAAUGCAUCUGUAUUGGCACUGCCAAUUUGGCAGAGUACGCUUUCGCCACGUAAUCAGUGCUUCCAGCGCUGUUAUAAUUUCCUAAAACUUGUAAUUCAAGUUAUCGAUCUGCUAUGUAUCAAUAAACGCUCAGCAAAACAUAAUUGCUAAUGGAAAAUAAAUUUAACUGAUCAUAUCGAUCAUUACGUGUUCAUAAAAGCGACCAAUGUAUAAUUUGGAAUUAGUUAAUAGAUAUUUGGUUGCGCACAUAUUUCGUUGAACUAGCGAUUUCCGAAAAAGCAGCAACACAGUAUCAAACUUUCGUCACAUCAAUGAGCUUUUAAAGAGCUUUCAACUUUCGCCGCAUCGAUGAGCUUAGAGUGAGGUAAACAAACAAAACGCAAACGCAGGAAUCAAAAACGCAAUCCGAUGCAAGCGGAUUAAUUAAACAUCCUAGUGAUCCUACGCAUUAUUCAGUUGCUGCUGUUAAUUUUGAUUGAAUCGGAAUGCCUUGAUAAAGAAAACAAACCCUUUUUCGGGAUGUUUGUAGUCAGUGCGGUUGGCUGCGGAUCGGCUGUUUAUGUUUGCAAGCUCCGCUAUUUGACAUAUAUUACCAAUACUAAUGCAAUAUUCAAAUAAACGUUUAGGUUUUUAACGAACACAUGAGCUGUAGAGUACAGUGUUUGUCGCACUAACACAAUAACGUUAGCCACUUUCGGUUCCGCCUUAAAUAAAUUAAACCCUAAGUUCUGCGCACGUAAGGUAAUAACAUACUGAACAAUUAUAAUAAUGAAAAAUGUGUUUAUUUAUUUGUUUCUUCGGUAGUUUAUGCAUUAUCGCAGGACAAGAUACUGUAAAACUAAGGUCGGCGGUUUUACCCCGGCGAGCGAGUUUGCCCCAUCUAUCCUUAAUUAUAAUUUCGUUUAUAAGUUUAAAAUGAAUUGUAAGUCUUAUUGUGCUUCGAAGUGUUAUCUGUUUUUUUUUU